CGGUUGAGUCUAUAAAUAAAGUUGACAAGUCCGAAGGGUUUGGUUUUUGGAAAAUGAAUAUCCACUUCUGAAACAGUGAAAUGAAAAGAUUUCUUAUAUUUCGCAACGGAUGUUCUACAGAUGGAAAGAUAGUUGGAAUUUCUGAUGCUGGAAAGUUAGACAGUGUACUUGCUGAAGCUGCAAAGAAGCUAGAAAUCAAUGCAAGAGUGUUGUACAAUUCUUUAGGAGCUGUUUUAGAUGAUGCUUCAUUAAUAAGGGAUGAUGAUAUUUAUUAUGUAUCUGAAGGAGAGCCAUAUAGAUCUCCAUUGAAACCUACAGCAAUACCUCCUGUGACAGUUGACGAGAACAAUGACAGAACCUCAGUCAAAGGCCAUACUAGGAACUUGUCUUCUGGAACAACACCAUGCACUGAAUGGAUAACACUUAAUGUUGGAGGGAAAGUUUUUACAACUACAAGGAGUACAUUAACUCAACAAGAUCCAGACAGUAUGCUGGCUAGAAUGUUCUCUGGGGAAAAAUGUGUAUCCUGGCAGAGCAGUGUUGAUGAAACAGGAGCCUACUUAAUAGAUCGUAGUCCACAUUAUUUUGAACCAAUCAUAAAUUAUCUCCGACAUGGCCGAAUAGUUCUAGAUAAAGGAAUGAGUGCUGAAGGUGUGUUAGAAGAAGCCAAAUUUUAUGGAUUUAGAUCAAUGAUCGAUCAUCUUGAAGAAUAUAUUGAGAAAAAUCAGAAAGCAGAUGAUAAUACACCUAUAACAAGGAGAGAGCUAGUUCUACGUCUAUUGGCCACACCUACGGACAAAGAACUCAGAUGUCAGGGUAUGGAUUUCACUGGAGCCAAUUUGUCCAAACUAGAUUUGAGAUAUAUCAAUUUCAAAUAUGCCAUAUUGAAGAAUUCUAACUUGGCUGGAGCCAAUCUGUCUUAUUGUAAUUUUGAAAGAGCAGAUUUAUCACAUACAAAGAUGGAUUCUGCCAAUUUAUUAGGUGCCAAAAUGUUAUGUGCCAAUUUAGAAGGAGCAUCACUGAGAGGUUGUAAUUUCGAAGAUCCUGCUGGGAGUAGGGCAAAUAUGGAAGGUGCACUGAUGAAGAACGUAGAUUUAGAAGGAAGUCAUAUGGCAGGUGUUAAUUUACGUGUCGCUACAUUGAAGAAUGCUAAUCUGCAAAACUGUGAUUUAAGAGGAGCAGUGUUAGCAGGGUCUGAUUUAGAGAACUGUGAUCUAUCAGGGUGUGAUUUACAAGAAGCCAACUUACGAGGGGCAAAUCUAAAGGGAGCUGCAUUUGAAUUAAUGUUGAAUCCUCUUCAUAUGGCACAAACUGUCAGAUAGAACAAAUUAUCAAGAAAUCAUGUCAAUCAGCAUAUAUAUCCAAAUCAUUUCUGUCUCUUCAGUUCCAAUGUCUCAUGUUACUAGUGAAAAAUAUUUGAUAUGUUGAAAUGACAUUGUUAUCAAUGAACAUAAAGUAUAGUGUUAUUAAUGUAUGAUAAGUAUCAGAUUUUAACGAGCCCCAAAAUUGGCAAUUUUUAUAUAUGUUUCUUAGAACUAUGUCACUUUGAAUGGUAGAGGGAUCAAUCCCUAUUAUUAAAGUAAAGAGAAAAUGUUAGUUGUAUACUGAACAAGAAAUAAUGAUAGUGUUAAUCGAAUAAGUGUUUUUAGAAAGAUUGGUUUGAAUGGUAACUAUAUCAACAUUGCGAAUAGUGAUUGGACAUCAAUUUAAUGAUAUGAAUGUAGAAGUUGUUAAAUGAUAGAAGUGCAAUACAAAUAAUUUAUUUAAUUGUGAAAGUCAUGCAGUUUACUGCAAACCUCAUGAUCAAUGGUAUGUUUAUAGACCUAUGUCACUUUGAAUGGUAACGAUAAAUCACUUUUAAUUAAGUAGAGAGAAAAUGGUAGGUAAAACAUUACUAGUAGAUUGAGUUAUACAGAUGAAACAAAAAGAAACAAGACAAAAAUCUGUGUUAAUCAAAUGUCAGAGUGUUUUUAGAAAGAAUGGUUUGAAUGUUACGUCAAUUAUUUAAAAGUUAGGGUGGACUUUGGUAAAAAACAUGAAAAACAUUAAUUUUCAUCAUCAUCUGUAUGCAAACAUGCACAUUUACAUCUUUUCUGAAAACAAUAGUUAUUUGAUAUUUUUAUAAUAAACAGGCUUCAUGGUAACUAUAGCAACAUUGUUUUUAAAAAAAUUCAAAAAGACAAUGAUAGGAAAAUAAUUUAUGUGCAAUAUAAUUUUGUAUUUGUAUGGUAGUUUCUAUGCAAUUUCUUUGAUUAUGUCUUUUAUAUAUACACAUACUCUUUUUGAUUAUUUCCUCAGGAAUGAUUAAGGAGUUAUAAUUAUGUUAAUAAUCUCCAUUAGGAGUUGCUGGUCCUUUGCAUAGCAAGUGUAUUCAGGAUGACUCUAUCUUUGUGUCACAUUCUCACACAGGUUUUAACUGAAGGAUAUUUGAAGUCUCUGAUUCUAUAUGUAUUAUAAAUUGAUAAGGGGUUUUAAACAAUUGCAUUUCCAGUUUGGUUGGUAAUUAGUGGCUUCCUUAGAUGGAAAUCAGUCUUAAAAAUAAUCAUUAUUUAACAUCUCAGACCAGUAAAAGUGGAUUGUAAAAUAUAUUUUACUUCAAGUGUCCGGUGGGUUGGUGAAUACUUAUGACCAGCUUGGUGUUUCUCUAUAUAUUUAUGCCCCCGCCGUAGCGGAGGGGGCAUUAAGUUUUACCCUUGUCUGUCUGUACAUACGUACGUACGUCCCAAAGUUGGUUUCGGUUCUCUUACUUUAUUUUGCCUCAACCAAAUGUUAUGAAACUUUUACCCAAUGCUUAUUACCACAAAACACAGAUCAGGUUUGAAUUUUGGUGGCGUCAUUUUAACCGUUCUAGAGUUAUGCCCCUUUACAAAUGGAAAAAUUGCUGAAAUUUUCCUUUCCUUUCCCUAACUUUAGUUUGCCUGAACCAAAUGUUAUGAAAGUUAUACACAAUGCGUAUUACCACAAAAUACAGAUCAAGUUUGAAUUUUGAUGGUGUCAUUUUUUUAAUCAUCAAUCUUAAGUUAAGCUCUCUGAUAAUCAUAACAUAUGUGUGUAUUUAUAUUUCAUCAUUAGAUAUGAAGAAGCAGCUUUUUAACAAUGUAAGAGAAUUUUGUUUUGUUUUUUUGCCAAUAUAUAUAUAAUUGUAUUUUUGUUAAAAUGUUGUUUUGUGAAUAUUAAAUCAGCAUUUAUUAAAUUAGUCGGAAGACAUUUAAUAAAAAGUAAAAAUUUUAAAAAA
This is a messenger RNA of Mytilus californianus (California mussel), 3235 nucleotides long. Its product is annotated as BTB/POZ domain-containing protein KCTD9-like. The transcript has 12 exons. Gene Ontology annotation, biological process: protein homooligomerization. NCBI's taxonomy places the organism in Eukaryota, Metazoa, Mollusca, Bivalvia, Mytilida, Mytilidae. The record is from RefSeq and is a predicted model, not a curated record. The coding region runs from base 81 to 1322 and encodes 413 amino acids. Gene Ontology annotation, molecular function: protein binding.